This is a messenger RNA of Coregonus clupeaformis (lake whitefish), 3715 nucleotides long. RefSeq lists its product as uncharacterized. Gene Ontology annotation, molecular function: calcium-dependent protein binding. The coding region runs from base 222 to 2381 and encodes 719 amino acids. Gene Ontology annotation, cellular component: nucleus; cytosol. The record is from RefSeq and is a predicted model, not a curated record. The transcript has 6 exons. NCBI's taxonomy places the organism in Eukaryota, Metazoa, Chordata, Actinopteri, Salmoniformes, Salmonidae.
GUCAGGGGGUAGCCAGUCUCUGAAUUUAGAUUUUAGGAGGCUGACAGCGAAGUCAGUUUAGAGUUGUCUGUCUCCGGGGUAGGCACACGGUUAGCCCUUGAUCAUGACUCUCAGUUCCAUUACACAUAAGAGUAAUUGGAGGAAGGCAUCUUCUGUAACGGAAGAGUUCCUGAUCCUGGUAACUGUUUAGCCCCAGCUGGCUGACCACUGUAUCAGGGGCAAUGGAGAUGCCUAACCAGCCUCUGAAAACAAUAUUUCAUAGGCUUAGUAGCGAAAAACCAAGCGGAGAUAAUAGGAGUUUUGGGCACUUGAGACCACUCUCUGUUUAUUCCAGAAUGAUAACUUGUGAAAACUGUAGGGUUUGUCCUAGUAGCACUAACCAGUCAUGGAAUUCGUCCAAUCCGUUAUGGAACUUGAAAAUAGAGAUUGUGAACAACAAUGCCCCUACAAGACACAAGAGGCGCUUGGAUGACUCCUGCCUUGAUGACACGUAUGAGACUCCAUACAAAAAGCCCUGUAGUCCUAAGGCCAUCUCCCUAGAUCUGGCUUCUGUUGUAGAUUCAUGUAACCCCCUUCCAGAUGUAGCCACUGUCUCCCCUACUACUGACCCCCCAAAAGUGCCAUCUAGUGUUGAAAAUACAGUCAAAGAUAAAGGUACAUCAGAAGCUGUGAUAUGUGUGCCAAACUCUGAUCAUAUCCAGAGUGUCCAAGCAGGAGAAGCAGGAAGUAGACAGGGUGGUGCUGCGGCUCCAGGCGGCCCAGUAUCAAACGAGUCUGAGGCCUGGUCUGAGACCCUGAGCCAUGAGCCUAAGAGCGUCUCAAUGGACCUUGGUCCUGUUUUUGACUUUGACGUGGAUGACAUCAUGUGCCUGAGCCCCAUUGACAGAGACAGGGGGAGCGAUGAGGGCAUUGAAGCCUUUGUCGAGGACCGCGCCCGGAACCCCAGUGACAGCGACACCCAGCAAACUAAGCCUUUCUUAGCUUACAGUCCAACACAGGAGCAGGUUUCAGGGGAGGGAUAUGAGGUAGGAGAGCGGGAAGAGGGAAAAGGAGAGGAGAUGGUGGUGGAAGGAGAAAGGGAAAAAGAGGGCAAUGAGGAGAUAAACUGUCAGGAGGAAGAGGAUGGUGUGAGCGAUGAGGGUUAUUUCUCCAGGUCCUACCUUGAGGCACUUAGAGCAGGAAAGGACGUGUCUCAGGCUGUGACACCCUUGCAGCCACACAUUUCGUCCACCCCUUUGUUUAGGGGGAGGGAGGUGAUGCAGAGGCUGCAGAUGGCUGUGUCAGAUGAGGGGGAGCCUCCAUGUCCCCCAGGUUUCCCUGAUCCCAAUGGGGGCCAGGCUGUGGUUUGUCAGCCGCACUACUCUUUCACUUCGGAGGAUGUGUCUUAUGGGUUAUAUGGGGCACCUCUGGUCCCAGUGGAGGGUGCAGAUGAGGCCUUGGAGGGCACAGUAGGGGAAGAUUGGAGUAUCGGAGCCCCGAUACUGGAGUGCUCAGUGUGUCACAUUGCCCCAGUGGAGUUCAAUGCCGGUUGUGAGGGAAACGUGGUGGAGGGGGGGGAAGGUGGGCUUGUUUCAGUCCAGGAGUGCCAGGUCACACUCGUGGCCGAAGAGGUAACCGUGGAGACCAGCUACAAGAACACCUUGCCUCUCCAAGUCCAGGUGAGGUCAGUGGUGGUGGUUCCCAGCGUGCAGCAGAAUAGCAGCAGCAAACCCUCAACGCGGCCUGAGCAGAAAGGAUCCGAGACCAGGUCUGUGCAGAAACCUUCUCCGGAGAAGAAUGUUGUCAAGACAACAACAAGACCUGUCCAGAAACCUUCACCUGGACAGAACAUUAUCAAGAACACAAUUGUUCAGAAACCUUUGCCUGGGCAGAACGUUAUCAAGAACACAACUGUCCUGAAACCACCAGAACAGAAUGCCAUCAAGGCCACACCUGUCCAGAAACCUUCACCGCAACAGAAAGUGACGAAGAUAAAACCUGUCCACGCAGCUUCAACUUCGUCUGACCAGAAAGUAGUCAAGACAAGACCUGUCCAGAAAACUGCACCAAGGCCAAUGGUCUAUGACCGGGAGGAGGACUGGCAGCGUGAGAAGUGGCUCUAUGUGGAGUCAGUCACCAGACACAUAAGGGAGAACAUUGGUGCAGAAGAAGGGGUGAUGACUGAGCUGCUGAAACUGAUGAACCAUGUUGCCGACCAGGUACCAGGCACCAACAGAAGGCAGUGGCAGCACCCCUCGGAUCUCACCCGCAGAAAUUACCAAAGACGGUUUGGAAAUGACUCAGUGAAAUACACUCUGGACCAAUGGCAGAACCAGAACUACAGGAACCACCGCCGCUUUGCCAAGGUCCCACAGAUCUUUGAGAGAAGUCAAGUUCUUUAAACCCAAGCAACAAAGCAUCUUACCAGAGGAACGUAUAGGGCAGUACACUUUUAAAUUUGGCAAAUUACAUCACUCAGGUCAUUAGGUGUCUGAGAUUUGAGCUCUUAUAUUGUAAGCCUGGAACAACGGUUAACUCUUGAAUUAAUCCUAAACUUCUGCUCAUCUUUUAACAAUGUUUUGAACGUAUUGUUUUUUGUUUGUGUGAAAUUCAUUAAUUUGUCCUCGCUAAGGAUUGUAUAUGCUUAUUGCUAAAGUGUCUUGAAGCCCAGAGAUUUGUUUGUUUUUCAAUUUGCUCUGUCUGAUACAAUAAUAUUGUGGAUUUUGUGUUAUUAUUCAAUUUUUUUGUUAUACUUGAAUUUAAAUUAUGUUCCUUUCAGUUUACCAUCCAGUAUAAACAUAACAUUGAUGACAGAAAAGGAAAAUAAAUAACAUAACAGCCAGUCGUUUUGCUUGCCUUUUAGGAAGUUGCAUAUGUGGAGGUCUCUGAUCACCAUUUCCUAAUUUAAUGGGUCCAUUGCUGCACUUAUUCCUUUUUGUACCGUCGCUCUUAGUUUGUGCUAGGCACCUUGUUUGCACAGUCUUCUUUUUUCUUUUUUUAUAGAUGUUUAAAAAAACUGCUUUUUGAAUGCUGUGCACAUUUCCCUGCCUAAGUACUUAUUUGUGCAGUUGAAUUUCUUUCCUAAUGCAUUUUGCAUUCUUACUGUUGAAGUACAAACAAAUCAUCCAACACUUUGUUGUUAGUACUUUGUUCUGAUUAGCCCCUUGGUUCAGUUGGAACAGUUUGAAGGGACAAUCAAAUCAUUACUGAUCUACCCCAUUUCUAAAGUGUGAUGCCAUAUGUAUAGUUCCAUAUGCUCUUCACUUGCUGCCUUUGAUGGCCUGUCAUUUGUUUAUUAGCAUAUGCCUGAGUAUUUGAGGUCAUGUUAUGGUUGAUUGAAGUUUUUGUUCCUUCUUUGUUAGACAAGAAAUCUAACUGAAGUAAGGGAGUUAGAGUUUGUCAGAUGGAUUAGGUAAACUCUUAAAAUUCUCUACUUUAUAAUCUAUGUUCUGUGCAGCGAAGCGAUACGGAUUGGGAUUGGCCCUGUAUUGAUGCUUGUGUUGGAGAGACAUCGGUAAACAUAAUCUAGUGUGGGAAUUGAGUGAGAAACCCGAUUUGUAGGGUUCUGUUAUGUGUGGGCUAUUGAUUUUUUGUGACAUUGUGAGUCUCUCCACAUUUUUCGCACAGGUUGCUGAUUCCACAUUAAAAGCAGUUGCCUGAAACUCUGUUGAGUGAAUUUUUUACAAGGAUGAAUGUCUAGCCCAGUCAGAAUACCAUAUGAGUGCAGUCAGUGACU